CCAAACGGUUUCUGAACGCUUCAGAGCGAUUUGUGAACGUUUUAGCAAAGUUUUCUUCCGCGAAUUUUUGCACACUUUCGCUUUACUGUUUACACGUGUUGCGAUUUUGAAACUUUUAGUGAGUGACAAAUUUUCCCAGGAAUGAUGCACAAUAAGUAAAGAACCAACAAAAUGGUCAUACAAUAUACACGACGGUGGCUGGCGCUGGUCGUGGCUGUAAUAGCGAUCACGCUAGCUGUCUGCGAUCCAGAAGUGUAUUACGAGAAACAGCGAUACGAUGGCUGGUUCAACAACAGAGCAUACCCUGAUUGGGGGUCCGUCGGCAGUCGACUGACCCGCAAGGCGCCAGCUGCUUACGCAGAUGGAGUUUACAUGAUGGCCGGGGCUGACCGGCCCGGAGCGCGCUCGCUGUCCAAACUCUUCAUGAGGGGGCAAGAUGGACUACCCUCACUCGCCAAUAGAACCGCCCUGCUUGCAUUCUUUGGCCAAGUAGUGACCGGCGAGGUAGUGAUGGCGUCCGAGUCGGGGUGUCCGAUCGAGCACCACCGCAUCCCCGUGGACAAGUGUGACCACAUGUACGACCCUGACUGCCAGGGAGCCAAGCACAUGCCCUUUCUUAGAGCUGCCUAUGACAGGGCCACUGGACAGAGUCCAAACAGUCCUAGAGAACAGAUAAACCAAAUAACGUCGUGGAUCGACGGCAGCUUCGUAUACAGCACGAGCGAGGCGUGGGUGAAUGCAAUGAGGUCAUUUCAGAAUGGAAGCCUGGCGAGUGAAGGCGGCAUGCCCUUGCGCAACACGAAGCGAGUGCCGCUGUUCAACAACCCUGUGCCGCAUUACAUGAGGAUGCUCAGCCCAGAGAGGCUGUUCUUAUUGGGAGACCCACGUACGAAUCAGAACCCGGCGAUGGUGACGUUCGGCAUCUUAUUGCUUCGCUGGCACAACGUGGUGGCGGCGCGAGUGCACCGCAAGCACCCCGACUGGAGUGAUGAACAGCUGUUCCAGAGAGCGCGACGCGUUGUCAUAGCUAGUUUACAAAACAUUAUCUUCUACGAGUACGUGCCAGCAUUCCUCGGGGUACCGAUGCCUCCUUACACAGGCUACAAAGCUGACGUGGCUCCAGGGGUGUCUCAUGCGUUCGCCGUAGCCGCGUUCAGAUUCGGUCACACUUUGGUUCCACCAGCUAUACUGCUGAGAGACCGCAACUGCAGAUACAGUCGAGCACCUGGUGGUCACGAUGCCAUCAGACUAUGCCAGACUUGGUGGGAUGGAAACGAUGUAAUGUCUCAAGUACCAAUAGAAGAAGUCCUGAUGGGCAUGGCAUCUCAAUUGUCUGAACGUGAGGAUGCUCUUCUUUGUUCCGAUGUUAGAGACAAUCUGUUUGGACCCAUGGAGUUCUCAAGAAGAGAUCUUGGUGCACUUAAUAUCAUGAGAGGAAGAGACAACGGUCUUCCUGAUUAUAACUCUGCUAGAGAAGCAUUUGGACUUCCCAAAAUAAAGACGUUCAAUGAGAUCAAUCCGCAGCUCUUCGAAGAUAAUCCGGAUUUGCUUCAGAAAUUAAGUCAAGCUUAUGAAGGCAGACUUGACAACAUAGAUGUGUAUAUCGGUGGAAUGCUGGAAUCAACUGGUCAUCCGGGAGAAUUAUUCAGAGCAAUCAUCAUGGACCAAUUUACAAGAAUCAGAGAUGCAGAUAGGUUCUGGUUUGAAAAUGAGAAAAAUGGAAUUUUCACCAGAGAAGAAAUUGAUGAACUUCGUCGUGUUAAGCUAUGGGAUAUCAUCGUGAACAGCACAGCUGUUGGACCUAACGACAUUCAGCGUGACGUAUUUCACUGGGGUACCGGAGACCCUUGCCCACAACCAUAUCAGCUGAAUGCUUCCAAACUACCACCCUGCAAGUAUUUGAAGGGCUAUGAUUAUUUUGAGGGCAAUGAAUUUGCGUACAUCUACACAUGUUUGAUUCUGGCUUUUGUGCCAAUCCUUUGCGCGGGCGCGGGAUAUGGUGUAGUCAAGCUACAAAAUAGUCGCAGACGGCGCCUUAAGAUUCAACAAGAGCAUCUUAAAAACGCUCAAUACAAAGGAUCAGUAGACAAAAUGGUAUGCAGAGAAUGGGUGCACGCAUCCCAUAAGAGAUUGGUGAAACUACGACUUGGACCUGAACCUGCUCUUCAUGUGACUGAUCGUAAAGGAGAUAAAUUAAGAACUGUACCUCUAGACCAUACUGAUCAGAUCACAGUCCUUGAAAGCCAGGAAAGCCGUAAUAACAAACGCCCGUUAGUUCUAAUUAGAGCACCAAGAGAACAUGACCUUGUGCUGGAAAUGGAUUCAGUAGCAUCACGUCGCAAAUUCCUUGUCAAACUUGACACUUUCUUGGCUCAACACAAGAAGGCUCUCAAUCUUAGCCAGGGUCAUCGUGAACAGAUUCUAGCUACUGCUGAGACAAGAGAACGUAGACAACGCAAAUUAGAGCAUUUCUUCAGAGAAGCUUAUGCUAUCACUUUUGGUCUAGCACCGGGAGAAAAACGAAGGAGGAAUGAAGAUGCAGAUCCUGAGUCAAUAGUAAUGAGAACUUCGCUAUCAAAAACCGAAUUCGCAAGUGCACUAGGAAUGAAGGCAGACGCAGUAUUUGUCAAGAAGAUGUUCAAUAUCGUAGACAAAGAUAGCGACGGAAGGAUAUCUUUCCAGGAAUUCCUCGACACAGUAGUAUUGUUUUCCCGAGGAGCAACAGACGACAAACUUCGUAUAAUAUUCGACAUGUGUGAUAAUGAUAGGAACGGUGUGAUCGACAAAGGCGAACUCAGUGAAAUGUUGAGGUCGUUAGUGGAAAUUGCCAGAACUACAAGUCUAAGGGAUGAGCACGUUACGGAGCUGAUCGACGGCAUGUUUUCGGAUGCUGGUCUCCAACACAAAGACCAUCUCACAUAUUCGGAUUUCAAAGUAAUGAUGAAGGAAUACAAAGGAGAGUUCGUCGCUAUUGGUCUAGACUGCAAAGGAGCCAAGCAGAACUUCUUGGACACCUCAACAAAUGUCGCUAGGAUGACCAGCUUCCAUAUCGAACCUUCGAUGGAACAGUCGAGUCAAAACUAUUUCAAUUACAGACAUUGGAUCCUUUUAAAAUGGGACUAUAUGACCACGUUUUUGGAAGAAAAUAGACAGAAUAUCUUCUAUCUGUUCGUGUUCUACGUCGUGACUAUUGGUUUGUUCGUGGAAAGGUUUGCCCACUACUCAUUCAUGUCAGAGCAUCUUGAUCUGAGGCAUAUUAUGGGCGUAGGUAUCGCUAUCACCAGAGGAUCAGCCGCUGCUUUGUCUUUCUGCUACAGUCUACUGCUCUUGACAAUGUCUAGAAACUUGUUAACAAAAUUAAAAGAGUUCAGCAUCCAGCAAUACAUCCCACUAGACUCGAGCAUCCAGUUCCACAAGAUCGUAGCCUGCACAGCUCUCUUCUUCUCCCUACUCCACACUGCGGGCCAUAUGGUGAACUUCUACCACGUAUCUACACAGCCUGUCGAGAACUUGCGAUGUCUUACUAAAGAAGUUCAUUUUACGUCUGAUUUCCGGCCAGGCAUCACUUAUUGGGUGUUCCAGACUAUUACAGGUGUAAGCGGAGUACUACUCUUCAUAAUAAUGUGCAUAAUAUUUAUAUUCGCGCACCCGGUGAUCCGCAAGCGCGCAUACCCGUGGUUCUGGCGUGCGCACUCGCUGCACGUCGCGCUCUACGCGCUCUGCCUCGUUCACGGGCUCGCCAGGCUCACGGGAGCUCCGAGGUUUUGGAUCUUCUUCCUCGGACCGGCCAUUAUCUAUACUUUAGAUAAGGUGGUGUCCCUACGUACCAAAUACUUAGCGUUAGACGUCCUAGAAACUGAAAUGUUACCUUCUGACGUCAUCAAGAUAAAGUUCUACAGACCUCCAAACCUCAAGUAUUUAUCAGGACAAUGGGUUCGUUUAGCGUGUACAGCGUUUAAGAAGGAAGAGUUCCAUUCAUUCACUCUGACGUCUGCUCCUCAUGAGAACUUCCUCUCGUGCCAUAUCAAAGCUCAGGGUCCCUGGACGUGGAAGCUCAGGAACUACUUCGAUCCUUGCAACUUUAACCCCGAAGACCAGCCGAGGAUUCGGAUCCAAGGUCCAUUCGGGGGUGGCAACCAGGACUGGUACAAGUUCGAGGUGGCGGUGAUGGUGGGGGGCGGCAUAGGGGUCACACCCUACGCGUCCAUUCUCAAUGACCUCGUGUUCGGCACCUCCACCAACAGAUACUCCGGUGUGGCUUGCAAAAAGGUGUACUUCCUCUGGAUCUGUCCUUCCCACAAGCACUUUGAGUGGUUCAUCGACGUGCUGCGCGACGUGGAACGCAAGGACGUCACCAAUGUACUCGAGAUCCACAUCUUUAUCACGCAGUUCUUCCACAAGUUUGAUCUGAGAACCACUAUGCUGUACAUUUGCGAGAACCAUUUCCAGCGUCUCUCGCGCACGUCCAUGUUCACGGGACUGAAAGCUGUCAACCACUUCGGCAGACCCGACAUGUCGUCUUUCCUAAAAUUCGUGCAGAAGAAGCACAGCUAUGUAUCAAAAAUCGGCGUGUUCUCCUGCGGCCCGCGCCCGCUGACCAAGUCCAUAAUGUCUGCGUGUGAGCAGGUCAACCGCACGCGACGACUGCCUUACUUCAUACACCACUUCGAGAACUUCGGAUAAAACACGCAACACACUAUACAUUAGGAAUUAAUACUAAGUUCCGCAAAGUAGUUCAAAUUCUAUUAUAUUGCUAGUAUCAAGGCACUUAGUCAAUGCACGUUCUUUCUAUCGAGUGACGAUUGCAAUAGAUAUAAUAACAACAUUUUUAGGUAAACAAAUACGUCUGUAAAGAUGUGGUUCUGUGAAUAAAUACAAAUUAACAAACAAAAUAAACUAAUUAACAAUACACCCGAUCACAAUUAUACACAUUUAAUGGAUGAAGUUACCUAACUUAUUUAUUUUAGUAGUUUUUAUAUUUUUAUACUUUUCAUCAAAUGCUGCUUCCAUAGUACAAAAUAAUCGAGGCAUUUUCUAUGUACAAA
Molecule: messenger RNA, 5045 nt
Organism: Pectinophora gossypiella (pink bollworm)
Lineage: Eukaryota; Metazoa; Arthropoda; Insecta; Lepidoptera; Gelechiidae
Gene: Duox
Product: dual oxidase
Exons: 29
Coding region: 172-4683 (1503 amino acids)
Biological process (GO): response to oxidative stress
Molecular function (GO): heme binding; calcium ion binding; peroxidase activity
Source: RefSeq, a predicted model, not a curated record